Molecule: messenger RNA, 186 nt
Organism: Penicillium subrubescens
Lineage: Eukaryota; Fungi; Ascomycota; Eurotiomycetes; Eurotiales; Aspergillaceae
Exons: 1
Coding region: 1-186 (61 amino acids)
Source: RefSeq, a predicted model, not a curated record
AUGGAUAUGAAUCAAUACAGUCGUUCUUCCGAGCGUCAAGAACUCUUCGUCACGCCUUCUCGCCGACAAAACGCAGAACCAAUAUCGGGUCAUUCUGAAGUUGACGAAGCGGAAGAUAUUAGGCGAAACACCCUGAUCUUCUUGAACCAUGGUCUUAGCACUAUUCUCGUUCUGACCCAGUUCUAG